CAUGCUUUUGCUGUGAGCAAGUUGGCAGCUCUAAGCAGGAUUGGGAUCUCUGUUGUAGAAAACUGUUACUUCACCUAACCUUAACGCGGAACCACAAGAAAUAUCUUUAAAAUAUAUAUUUCUUGUUCUUCAUCAUAUUGUUUGCUUUUUUACCCCCGAAUCUUGUUCUCUGCCUGUGUUGCUAUGAAUCACCUGCUAUGUUAGCACGAGCAUCUCCUGCAUUGGUAUCGGAUUUGCCAGAACAUAUGCAGGAAACUAGAUAGAAGGGUAUGCUUCAACGUACCAAGUAUAACCGCUUCAGGAAUGAUUCAGUGACAUCAGUUGAUGAUCUUAUUCACAAUCUGUCCAUGAACAGCAAGGUCUCAGCAGUUGCUACGACUUCAGCAGCACCUUCAUACCUGGUCACUCCAGAGGUUCUCCGCAAGGACCAAGAAGAUGGACCCACCACUCUGUGUACCCUCAUCCAUAAAGUGUCCCACUUGAAAUUCUCUUAUACAGGCAGCCUCUUGGGUAUCAAAAACCUGUCCUCUGCAGUAAAGGAGCUUGCAGUCUCCAAGUUACAGGGAAGCUCGAGUGCUUCUAGUUCAGCAGCAGAAGCUUCUGACAACACACGUAACCUUGUCUCUGCCAAUUCGUGUUCACUGCAGGACAUGAGCAAGAUGAGUAUGGGGAAAAAAACACGGUCAGAGGAAAUGUGCCCAGGAGAUGAAGACUGGAAUCAAAAGAGCAGCAUUGUCAAUAAACCCUCUCAAGGAUGGCUGCACUUGAGUGAGAAGAUCCUGGGACCUGGUGUGACGUACAUUGUGAAGUACUUGGGGUGUAUAGAAGUCUUGCGUUCAAUGAGAUCUCUUGACUUCAAUACCAGAACACAGAUUACAAGGGAAGCUAUCAGUCGUGUUUGUGAAGCUGUGCCUGCUGCCAAAGGAGCCUUCAAGAAACGAAAGCCACCGAGCAAAGUUCUGUCCAACAUUUUGGGAAAGAGCAAUCUUCAGUUUGCAGGAAUGAGCAUAAUGCUGAAUAUUUCUACCGCAAGCUUAAAUCUUAUGACUCCCGAUAUGAAACAGAUCAUAGCAAAUCACCACAUGCAAUCUAUCUCUUUUGCAUCUGGAGGUGAUCCGGAUACAACUGACUAUGUUGCUUAUGUAGCUAAGGAUCCUGUUAAUCGGAGAGCAUGUCAUAUACUGGAAUGCUGUGAUGGCCUUGCCCAGGAUAUCAUCAGCACCAUAGGGCAAGCAUUUGAGCUUCGAUUUAAGCAGUACUUGCAGUGCCCCUCUAAGAUACCUACUUUCCAUGAUAGGAUGCAGAGUUUUGAUGAGGAAGAGAGUGUGGCAGCAGAACAUCCCUAUUAUAAUAAAAUCCCAAAUAAAAUGCCCCCUCCUGGUGGCUUCAUUGAUUCCAGACUAAAAGCAAGGAUUCUCACUGCUGCAGACCCACCUCAGUUUGCAGCAGGAGUGAGAAGAGAGAAAAUCUAUUACCAGAAUCAUCACUUAGGAGACAAAUUCUAUGAAGACUGGCAUCAGAAGACUGUUAAAGAAGGAUCCAUGGAUAUUUAUAGUAUGCCAGAAGGGAAAUCACAAGCAACCACAACAACAGAGAUGCCAACGUAUGUGAACACACAGCAAAUAAAUAUGGAAACUCUAUUGGCGCUUCAGGCAGAUGCGGAAAACGACAUCAGUGGAAACAGAGAUAGUACCAAAGAGAGCAGCCCAGAAAAGGAUCUGUUUGACAUGAAACCAUUUGAAGAUGCCCUCAAGAACCAAAUGUCUGAGCCUGUGCUAAGUAAACUGACUUCUGUUGAAUGUACUAGUCCUCUCUUAUGUAGAGCUACUGACUGGACUAAAACAGAAGAGCUGAGUAUAGAGCCAUGGUAUCAAGGAGAGAUGAGCAGGAAAGAAGCUGAACAGCUGUUAAAGAAAUGUGGAGACUUCCUUGUGAGAAGGAGUACCACAAAUCCAGGCUCUUACGUGUUGACAGGCAUGCAGAAUGGACAAGCCAAACACCUUCUUUUGGUGGAUCCAGAAGGAACUGUUCGUACAAAAGAUCGUGUCUUUGACAGCAUAAGUCAUCUUAUCAAUCAUCACCUUGAGAAUAAUUUGCCAAUAGUUUCUUCUGGGAGUGAACUCUGCCUGCAGCAGCCUGCUGAGAGAAGACACUGACUCUAGAUAAUUCUUGCAAUUUUUGUAACUUGCAAGUUAUAACUUCUUGAACUGUAUGUUAGAAAAAAAAAAAUCAUAUUUCCUUAUAUUUCACCAGUAUGUUUUCCUUAGUUUUAAGAAACUCUCUUUCACAUGUUACACUUGAAAAUAAUCAAUGCUUUAUGUGGACAUGAAGUCAAAAUAAAAGGAUUUCCUAAAAAGUAAUUUCCAUAAAAUUCUUCUGAUUCUCUAAUAUGAAUAUUAAGUGUAUAUAUACACAUUAUACAUAAAUAUAAUAUAUAUUUAUAUUUUUCAGGUCAGUCUGUUGAUGGUAUAGAACUAAUCUUCUGUGCCAUGUGUUUUUAACUUAAGAAAAUUGCCAGUUUUGAUUUCUCAGCUAAAAGCAGAAUACAGCAGUCUCAAUUUCAAUUUUUUUUUCUCAAGGAGAAAAAAAAAUAAAUGAGUAUCUUAUCUGUGACUUUAUCUAAGAAGCACAACUAUGGGGAUAAUCAUUGGAUCACACUGCUUAAAUACUGUGUAAGGGGAGUAAAUUCAGCAACUUGUACUACAACUCAGAAUUUUAACAUAAAAGGAUUUUUAAAAGCAUCAUUCAGUGUUAUUGAUACAAAAAGCAUUUUAUCUUUCUGAUGUCAAGUCUGAAUUCUUGUAUGAUACUACUCAAAGCAUUUGUAUUUAGCUUUAACAAUGAUUUGAUGUGAUCUCUCUGUGUACAAGUCUGUAUGCAAUUGGUUGUUUUUAAUUAUAACAAUAUUCUGCAACUUGAAAUUAUUUUUGAGUGAUGAAGUUAUUUCUAGAUAGUUCUCUGAUUAUAGUGAAGAGCUAGGUGUCCUUGACUAUCACUUUCCAGUGGAGAUGUUAUAUACUGAUGAGACAAGUUCCAGCACCUUGUGUUUAGUAGGUUUAAUGCAAAACAGAAGUGAGUAGUCAAAGACGUUUGGAAAAAAACAAACAAACAAACAAAAAAAAACUUUUCUUCUUAUAAAAACUGAAAACUAUUAACAAUCCAUGAUCAGUUUUGUAAAUGAUGUAAUUUGCAUUUGCCAAGUUAUUUCAUGCCUCUUCCAAAGUAUAACUUGACAUUGGCUUUCAUCAAGUGAUAGUGAAAAUAUCAGCUUUUCUCUAAAUAUGUGUUUAAAUAAAGAUGCAUUUCUUCCAUAUACAUCUGUGACUUUUGGUACUGGGAAAUGUUUUAGUGAAGGUUUGUGCUGUUCAAGUGCAAGGACUAAAUGAAUUUAUCUUUCUAGAAUCUGUAAAAUGUAAAACCAUUGAGCCACACUGAAUAGACACAGUUCCUGUUAUAGCAAAGUUUUAGCAAGAGCCAUGAUUUAGCAUUCAGCAUUCCAGGAUCACCAGCAACAGCAUCUCUAAUCAAAUCAAUAGAUUUUGAUUUGUUAUGGCCAAAAAUCAGCAGGAAAAGUCUUGGUUAUGCACCUGCCUGCGCUGAAGUAGUCAAAUGUAGAAUAGACAUUUGCUUUUAAGAAUUUUGAAAGUUUAAGAUUUGUUAUAUUAAGACCAAACUGAUGGAAGAAUUGAUUUGGAAUGAAUUCAGAUAACAUCAUUAUAUAUAUAUGUAUAUAUAUGUAUAUAUAUAUAUAUAUAUAUAACAGACAGAAAACGACCAAAACACAAAAAAACUUAUCACAACCUCAGAUGAUUUUCUUGGACCGUUUGCUUUGAAACAUGAUGAGUUUGCAACUUUAGAAAGUUUUGUUUUGGUUGCUCUCAAGAACAAAAACUGGUAAAGUCUCUGACUGAUCAUGUGACCUGUGUCAUAAAAGUGCUUUUAAUUCUGUAAACAGGACAUUCUGAAACCAAACUAAGAUGUUCAGUGAACAAAAUGUUCCCAAUUCAUUUUGAUUGCAGUUAGUUAUUAGGUUUCUAAGUCUGGGUGCAAUCUGAGACCACAGGAAAGAAAUCAGAUGAGCACGGCACAAAUUAGCAUGUCAGUGGGACAAGUGGAAUUCUUAAGAUCUAGGCUGUCCUUUUACCAGGUUGGAAUUUGUGAGAUAAAGUGAAGAGAUCCUGAAUAAAAUCAGAUUGAUUUUAUUGAUAAAUAUCCAUUCUUACCAUAUUUCCACUUGAAGUAUCUCAAUUGGCACCUUUUUUUUCAUCAUAUAGAACACAUGUCAUUGUGGGCUCCCACCAAUCUACAGCCAUGUCCUGGAAAAGUUUUGACUGUGAUAUAACUAGCUAUAAGAGAAGGCUUCUUUUGUACUACAAGCGUAACUGUAUAUCACUUCAGAAAGCAUCAGAUGGCUAAUUUCUUAAUACGCCUUCAAAAAUCCUACCUGCUACCUCUCUGUUUUAGAUUCCUAAGUAUCUUGUCAACAUAUGUCUGGCAAAAUGUGACAAGACACAGGUGUAUGACUGAAGGUACUAAAUACAGACUGAAAUAAUCAUUUUUUUUUGUUUGUUUUUUUUUCUUACCAUUGUCUUUACGGUAGCUUUAAUAACUUAGAAGCCAAAUAACUGCAUGUUUUAGAAAUUAAAGCAGGUGUCAAGAAGACAUAAAAUGAAAAAUCUUGACAGAAAGAAACAUACAGUUCCUCAAACUAUAUGUCACAAACUGCUUCUAGGAAAAGGUGACUUUUUCAGGCUGUUCUGUCCAAUUUGCUAAGUCUGUUCACUGAUGUUACAAGUACAUGUAGCUUGAUUGGCUACAGUUUAGUCGUAAGUGUUUUGGGCUGCAACAGCGUCCUGCUGUGACAAUAUCCUGGGAGACUCCAGUCAGAUGGCAAGGUUCAGACCCUUUUCUAAGUCACUGGGAAUGAUUCUGAAGCUAGCCAAGAAGGAAUAGCAUAGGGGCAAAUCAAAGUUCCUUUUGCACUGCCACUGCUUUUUUUUGUCAUUGUUACUCUCAUAGAUCUGGCUUUCCUCCCUAUGACAAUGCUAUAAAAACUGUAUAGCCAUUUGGAUGUUGCCAUUAGAGUUGAGGAGUCAGGGCUCAUUUCUGUGAGGAAACACCAUUGUAGGCAAUUGAAGAUACAUGACAUUAUGAAACUGAUUUGAAUGCUGUACAAUUAAUUAAAAACUGUACUUCCAACACCAUUACAAUUUGAGCCUUCUAAUGUUUGCCUCUGGUUUUGAGCUCCCUCUCCUUCUGAUUUUCUUCUCCUAUAUAGUCCCAAUGGCAACACACUUACUUGUUUAGAAAUAUGAUGAUCCUUUAAAACCAUGACUUCAAGAGCUGGGAUUUAACUGAAAAAUUUUACUAGGCUUAACAGAAAUCACUGAGAUUAAAUAAUAUUGUAGUACCCUUUUAUAUUUUCCCAGGGAAUAGUUGGCAAGAUUGAAGUGAAAUUGAAUCAGAAAAUCUCGUUAUCAGUUCUGAUUCCAGCUGUAUUGCUACUUUGUGAACUACAAGCAAUGAAAAUACAUUAGAUUCCUUAAAACAAGUAAAACAACUGCUUCUGACUUUUUUUUUUUUUUUUUUUUUUAAUAUUAACUAUUCUCCAUUGAAGUUGGGAACACUAGAUUAGACAGUUGAAGUAUAGUCAUAUUCACAAAUUUUCAGUUUCUUUAGGUGCUUUUACAAGCAAUGGAACCCAAAAGGUUGAAAACAUGAGCUGAAAACUUAAUUACCUUCUGACUUCAAUGAGAGUUUACACAAUUACUUUGUACAUGAGGAGAAGGUAAAAGAGGAGAAGUACAGUAGCUUUCUCCACUGCAAAUCCUCAGGGUUCUAUCAGAAAUUUAUCUACUGUACUUGUUCAACUAAAAAGAAAAGAACAAAGGAGAUAGGUCUCAGGCUAGUAUUUAAGUACAAAAUGUGCGCUGUCACAUAAGAAAAUGUUUACUAACUGCCUCUUGUUAGCUAGCAAUGCUAAAUUUCUAAUAUCCUGGUAUCAUUUUUCUCCUUUCCAUUACAAAAUGCUCACAUUUCUUAUUGUCAUGGUCCUCAGGCAUCAGGAUGUGCAGUUAGAGGAGGAGAGUCUGUAACAUUUAUAUGUUACUUAUACUUGAUACAUCAGCAACUGCUGCUGAUAUAUCAAGCGCCAGCUACAGUAUUCAUAACAGAAUGUAUGCAUAUUUUGCUAUUUGUAGGUAGUAAAUGCUGCACUUCGAAACUGUUUUGCAGCCUCCAAGACACUUGCAUCUCUAGAACAGAACCUUGCAAUCUCUGCUUGUUCUGAUGUUACAAAUCAGCUUUGAAACCAUUGUUCUUAGAAUCCCAUGUCUAUUUGAAGUGGUGAAACAAAGAAUUUUUAAUGUAAGCCAUAUUUUCCUUAAAAAAAUAAAAAAUAAAAAAAAGCUGAAGUAAUAACUACAUUUUCCUUCUAAUCUACGAGACAGUCUCACAAUAUGCUUAUAAGAAAUCCAAAUAUAGAUUUACCUCAUUUGCUAAAAAAACACGUUGGUUUGCAGUGUAUUUUUUGUGCGAAACUUUGCACCUCUCAACUCUUCAUGCUGCCUCAAAGCUGUCAGGGUAUGGAGCUAAUUACUGCUGUAUUUCUUAUUCUGCCCACACAUACUCAGUGUCUGUGAACUUUGCUCACAUCCAUUCAGGAUGCAGCUGUAACAUGCACAAGGCUGUGUAGAGGACAACACGGACAUAAUGACAAGAUGGAUGUAAUCUACAGUUAACCAGAGACUUGGGGAAAGCCAAAAGAUGAAAAGCUGCCUGAAAGUAGACAGUAGAAAGUAGAAAGGAGAGUAGACCCUGGGGGUUAGAAGUAUGAGGCUUGGAAACAUGAGCCAAUAGACACAUAAGCCACUAAUAAGAGCUGUCACCAUAUUAUAAACAUGCUAAUUGUCUGAUAGAGUUAAAGCAGAGCCACAGGAAGAUGUGUUGCAAAACACCUGUGCAAUGCCUAAGGCUCAUCUAUUUCUGAGACAGUCCUGAUCUGUUCCUCUGCAUUCUCCAACAUGUGCAUCAUGUAUGGCUUCCACUGAACAACAGUGAACAACAGUUUUUAAAAACUUUUUAAAAAAUCUCAAUAAGGGGGAUAAGAUUUCAGAGCUGCAGGUUUCUAGCCAAAGUACUGUAUAGUGGAAAAGCUAAAGGAAGUGUGUUUAAAACUUGUCUGACAACAGCACAAGCUGUGGAAAGCAGAAGAAAAAAGGAAGUUGAAACCAGGUAAUUCAUGUUUUUCUUUAUAUUUUGUGGACAGCAAUGAAACAAAAAAGUGGCUAUUUUGCUGUAAAAGGGAGUCUGACUAUACAUUUUAUAUUUGUUAAUAUUUACUACAUUUAGAAACAUUUUCAAAUUGAGAACUGCAGGAAAAAAUAAUGUGUAUGGAAAAAUUGUGAUCACUUAUAUCCCCGAAAACUUUGGUGAACCUCAAGUUUUUUACUCCUUACUGAUUGUGAUAUUGUAGCUAUGGAGGCAAAUUUUGUCUGUGAGGAAGUCCUUGAGCAUCAAAGUUUGGAAUGUAAAUGUCAUGCAGCUGCUUUCUGAUUAUUCAGUUUGUGUUUGAUAAUCAAAUUAAUAAAAUAACAAGCACUGCUGUCGAUACUGAA
Coturnix japonica (Japanese quail) is the source of this 7616-nucleotide messenger RNA. It is a transcript of the gene SHC3, whose product is annotated as SHC adaptor protein 3. Lineage: Eukaryota; Metazoa; Chordata; Aves; Galliformes; Phasianidae. Gene Ontology annotation, molecular function: receptor tyrosine kinase binding. Gene Ontology annotation, cellular component: plasma membrane. The record is from RefSeq and is a predicted model, not a curated record. Gene Ontology annotation, biological process: intracellular signal transduction; cell surface receptor protein tyrosine kinase signaling pathway.